Pungitius pungitius (ninespine stickleback) is the source of this 4156-nucleotide messenger RNA. It is a transcript of the gene ehmt2, whose product is annotated as euchromatic histone-lysine N-methyltransferase 2. The record is from RefSeq and is a predicted model, not a curated record. Bases 40 to 3705 code for a protein of 1221 amino acids. Gene Ontology annotation, biological process: negative regulation of transcription by RNA polymerase II; peptidyl-lysine dimethylation. The transcript is spliced from 28 exons. Lineage: Eukaryota; Metazoa; Chordata; Actinopteri; Perciformes; Gasterosteidae. Gene Ontology annotation, molecular function: p53 binding; zinc ion binding; histone H3K9 methyltransferase activity. Gene Ontology annotation, cellular component: chromatin; nucleus.
UGAUGACGCAGUACGUUACAUUGAUGAGCCUCGGGAAACAUGUCGGCGUCUGAGACAACGACGAAGGAGCCUCCUGGUGGAAAUGACACUGAGACGCUUUCAGAGUCGUUAGCUGGGCCAAGUCAAGUAAAAGGAGAUAAUGAAUUCUUCACCACGCCUGCUGUUGACAAGAAGACCGAGCCCGUGUGUGGGAUGCCAUCAAUGUUGUCAUCAAAGCCGCCUGGGAAGGAUGCUUUGAGAGCUGGCGAUGAGGGACUGAAAUGGUCCCCCGCCUCCUCCCCAACAAAACCAGCAGCUGGACACGCAGCAAAGUCCCUUUCAUCAAUGUCCUCUUCUUCGUAUUCUUCCUCUCCUUCCACAUCUUCAACGUUGUCUCCUGGCCGAGCAAAAAUGAGUGUUUCUGGACCUGGCAGUAGUAAAGUCGUCCUGGCACCUGCUCCUUCCUCAUCUGUCUCACCCUCCUCAUCUUCCUCCUCAUCUUCCUCCUCGUCCUCUGCCACAGCCUCCUCAUCUCCCUCUGUCUCCCCUGCCCUGACCAAGAUCCACCGGGCCCGCAAGACCAUGAACAGGCCUCCGCCAGGGCAGAUGAGCCAAGUUGAUGCACCUGUCGAACCUGUGACACCUUCAGAAUCCUCCAACUCGGAAACGGUUGCAAAAAGGAGGAAACUGGGUCAGUUAUCGGAUGGGACACCUGAGACGUCAGAGCACGUUCCAGGAAAUGUUCCAACAAUGGGAGAACAAUUUUUCCAUAAAAAGGUGGAGUGUGUUGCCAAGAAAACACCAGAGAAGAGCAACGGCAGUAUGGGGGAGUCAGAGGAGGAAGUAGCGGAGAAAACUCACGUUUCCAGUCCGUCUGCUCAAGAUUCAGGAAAGUUUGAAGAUGGUGUGGCAGAAACGGGAAAGCACACUAAAGAGAUCGAGUCGUCGGUGAACACGUCAGAUCAUAGUUCUGAGUGCAAAACAAAAGGAGCCGUCAAAAGUGGAGCUGAGUGCGAGGAGUCGGUUUGGUUGCAGUCGAACCAGAACAAAGAGAGAAACCCACCUGAGGCUGAGACUGUGGAAGGAGAAAGGCCCCCUGAGUACACGGAGGUUCCUCUGGGUGCUCUGGACAUCGCUGCUGCUGACAGUCUGACACUUUCUCCUCAUUACGAAGGAAGUGAUGCGGGAGACACAGAGCGGCUGGAAGAGCUUCCUCUGUGCAGCUGCAGGAUGGAGGCGCCUCGGGUCGACAGCACCAGUCACCGCGUGAGCAGACAGUGUAUGGCCACGGAGAGCAUCAAUGGAGAGCUGAGGGCCUGUUCUGAUCGGACGCUAAAAGGGGAGACCAUGCGGCCGUCCAGUCGUGUGUCCCUCAUGGUGCUUUGUGAAGUCCACCGCGCACACAUGGUCAAACACCACUGCUGUCCUGGGUGUGGAUACUUCUGCAUAGCGGGCACAUUUCUUGAGUGCUGCCCGGACCAACGCAUCGCUCACCGCUUCCACCGGGGUUGUGUGACGGUGCUGGGCAGCGGGCGCAGCAGGGCAAAUGGCGGCGGUAUGCUUUUCUGUCCACACUGCGGAGAAGAUGCCUCUGAGGCCCAAGAGGUCACGAUCCCAUCUUUCAGCUCUGCCACUGCCCUGGCUACCACCGUCGUUACAAUGUCGGCCUCCUCCACCACCACCCCGUCGCUGCCGCCCUCCCUCCCCAAAGCACCCUCCCUCAGGGCCUCGACAGGGGGGAUGAAGGACGGGAAGAUGCCCGAACGACCCGUCAGUGCACGUAUGCAUAGCCAUGGUUUGGUGACGCUGGCAGUGGAGCAGCAGCAGCAGCAGCAGCAGCCGCCGCAGCCUGUAGGCUCUGCUGCAGCCAUCGCCAGCGUCCCUCCAGCAGAGGAGGGUGUGGACAGCGUGGGGCCCUCUCUCUGUAUGCCAAAUGGGAAACCCAUCAGCCCGAGUGCACUUCCCCCUGGGCCCAGCAGGGCGUCCCUGCAGAAGGCCAUACUCACACAAGACACAGAGAGGAAGAAGAAACUGAGGUUCCACCCACGUCAGCUUUACCCUGCUGCCAAGCAAGGAGAAGUGCAGAGAGUCCUGCUCAUGCUGAUGGAGGGCAUAGAUCCGUCAUACCAGCCCGACUCUCAGAAUAAGCGCUCUGCUCUACAUGCUGCCGCUCAGAGAGGUCUGCUGGAAGUCUGCUACGUUCUUAUACAGGCCGGUGCUCAAGUGAAUGCUCAAGACAAGGACCGUAGGACCCCUCUGUUGGAAGCCAUCAUCAACAACCACAUUGAGGUGGCUCAUUAUCUGAUUCAGAACGGUGCCUCCGUCUAUCACGUUGAGGAGGACGGAUAUACCGGCCUCCACCACGCAGCCAAGCUUGGAAACCUGGAAAUUGUCAACAUGCUUCUAGAGACGGGGCAGGUUGAUGUAAAUGCACAGGACAGCGGUGGCUGGACACCGAUCAUCUGGUCUGCAGAACACAAACACGUAGAUGUGAUAAAAGUGCUGCUGAACAGAGGAGCGGACGUCACCAUUAGCGAUAAGGAGCUCAACGUGUGUCUCCACUGGGCGGCUUAUGCGGGGAACGUGGACAUAGCAGAGAUGGUGUUGAACUCUGGCUGUUCCCUCGCCUCAGUUAACAUGCACGGAGACACGCCGCUCCACAUCGCCGCCAGAGAAGGCUUCUUGGAAUGCGUCACGUUGUUCCUGUCCAGAGGUGCAGACAUUGACAUCAUGAACAGGGAAGGAGACACGCCUCUCAGCCUGGCACGGGUCGACACGCCAGUGUGGGUGGCACUUCAGAUCAACAGGAAGCUGAGAAGGGGAAUAACCAAUCGCAUGCUUCGGACCGAGAGAAUCAUCUGCAGUGACAUUGCACAGGGCUACGAGAACGUGCCGAUACCCUGCGUGAACGCAGUGGACGACGAGGGCUGUCCUUCAGACUACAAAUACGUUUCGGAAAACUGUGAAACUUCAGCAAUGAACAUAGACCGCAAUAUUACACACUUGCAGCACUGCGGCUGCUCUGAUGACUGCUCAUCUAGUAACUGCCUCUGUGGACAGCUCAGUAUCCGCUGCUGGUACGACAAGGACCAACGGCUGCUGCAGGAAUUUAAUAAAAUUGAACCUCCACUUAUAUUUGAAUGCAACAUGGCGUGUUCUUGCUAUCGAACGUGCAAGAACCGGGUGGUACAGGCAGGCAUCAAAGUGCGUCUUCAGCUCUACAGGACAGAGAAGAUGGGCUGGGGUGUCCGAGCUCUGCAGGAUAUUCCACAAGGAAGCUUCAUCUGCGAAUACGUCGGCGAGCUCAUCUCUGACGCAGAGGCAGACGUCAGGGAGGACGACUCCUACCUGUUUGAUCUGGACAACAAGGAUGGGGAGGUGUAUUGUAUUGACGCUCGGUACUAUGGCAACAUCAGCCGCUUCAUCAACCACCUGUGUGACCCAAACCUCAUCCCAGUACGUGUGUUCAUGCUGCACCAGGACCUGAGAUUUCCCCGAAUCGCCUUCUUCAGCUCCAGAGACAUCCACAGCGGCCAAGAGCUGGGAUUUGACUAUGGAGACCGCUUUUGGGACAUUAAGAGCAAGUAUUUCACCUGUCAGUGUGGAUCAGAGAAAUGCAAGCACUCGGCCGAAGCCAUCGCCUUAGAGCAGAACCGACUGGCUCGACUGGAGUCUUGCCCAGAAUCAGGAGCGGACUGUGGGAUGACCAUGCUGGGAAACUCAUAGAAUACUCACCACGGGGGCCUUUGGGUUGGCCUCAUCCAUUUCACGUGUCUUCAAUGGAAAUGCACUUUUGUUUUAAGAUCUUUAAAACGCUGUGUGUGGUGCAUGGUGCUGUUUUUCUUUUCUACUUGAAACGUCCUUAUUUUUCCUGUUUACUGUAGAUUGUGUUCCGCAUGGUACCUAAACAAAUGUUUUAAACUUUUUGAUUUUGAACAUACAGUAUACUGUAUAGACCACUGUCUCUUUGUCUUGACUUAAAGUUUGUUCUUUAGGAGACUGCCAUGUAACUGUCACAUCAGUACAGUAAUGGGUCAACCCAAAGCCUGCUGGAUUCAAUAAGGACCUGUGUAUAUCAUUGUUUUUUUGUAUUAUUAUUAUUAGCGUUAUUUUCUUUAUUUUUAUACAUAUUGUUUUCUUUAUCACAUUUAGUGUAAUAAAUUAGCUCAUGAGUUGA